AGUAGUAGUAGUAGUAGUGGAAAAACCUUGCAACCCAGUUAUCAUAAAUCCACCAGUGAAAAAUAAUUAUUCCUAAAAUCAAUAAUCAAGUUCGACAUUUCUCCUCUAUUGCCAUCAUUGAAUAAGAACGAAUGGACAAUAAAAAAUUUGACAAGCGAUUGUUGGGAAGGAAUUACUACGGCAGAUCCCACCCCUCACAGUUUUGUCUUGCAUGCCAACAUACUUCCAUGAUUAAGUUGGGAUGUCGACCGCGGACCUUAAGCUUGAUCAGCGUGAUCGUCCUGGCGAUAUCAAAUAUGUUUUUAACCUUCCUUCUACUUCAAUCAGAGACGUGUAUGAAUUCAGAUGAUAGUGAAAGUUUGAUGCCAAUGAAUACGGUGACAGAAUGGAACAUUAAUUCGGAGGAUGAAAACCUUCAGACGAAGAAUACCGUCCGAUGCCAUGUAAAUGAAGGAAAUUCAGACGUCAAUGACACAAAACCUCCCGAUUUGGAUUUUCGGUUAGGAAGAUGGGAUAAUCGCCGACAGUACAAAACUUUUGACUCUAUUCUUGUUGGCUCAAAAUUUGCUGAACUAUCGACAACAAAAUGUAUUUGUCUCGCUACACAAUCAUCUUUAGAAAAAUUACACUCCCUAGUUCAAGUUGCGCAUCAUUGGACUGCAUCAAUAUCUGUAGCAUUAUAUAUCGCUGGGGAUGAGGAAUUGGAAGCUUUACAGAAGUAUCUAUAUUAUAUUCGGAGAUGCUAUCCGCCAAUUCGUGAACGAGUUACCUUUUCCUUAGCAGUACCGAAGAAUAAAAUUCCGACAAAAAAUCCAACAAGAUAUGGACAUCUGAUGUAAUUCCUGGUGCAAAAGGAUAUCAAGACGUCGUUCAAGGAGUCACGUACAUAAGUCAUAAUGUGACAAACUUUGAGUUUCUUUAUGAACCAUUCUACGUAUCCAAAGAUACGGCUCCAGCGCAUGAUGAACGGUUUUUAGGGUAUGGAUAUACGAGAAAUACACAGGUUUACGAGAUGUUCGUUGCAGGAUACCAAUUCAAAGUUCUGUCACCUGUCUUCACAGUCCACUGGGGAUUGCAAUCAAGAAAAAAUCGCCCAGGAUGGCGAGAACGGCAAAACAUCUUCAAUAGAAAACAAUUCGAUCCUUUUAAGCGUGAAAUUUUUGCCAAGUAUUCGGUAGAUCCAUUAAAGAUGGUUAGAAAAUCUAACUAGUUAUGGAAAGGGAAUUUUUUUACCGUUGUCCCUUGAGUGAUGAAACUGUAUUCUAUAUUGUCACUUGAAUCAGUGAAUGUACAAAUUUUUAUGUACUUUUCGUACAAUAUGUGGAUAUUCUUAUGUUAUGACUGUUAUUCGACACUCCUUUUGUACUACCAAAUUUUUAAAGAAAAUAGGAAUUCAAUAAAAACAAUCGUUUGGCUUAAUGGAAGUCAGGCGAGUGUAUGCAAGCUA
Molecule: messenger RNA, 1447 nt
Organism: Fopius arisanus
Lineage: Eukaryota; Metazoa; Arthropoda; Insecta; Hymenoptera; Braconidae
Product: beta-1,4-glucuronyltransferase 1
Biological process (GO): protein O-linked glycosylation via mannose
Cellular component (GO): Golgi apparatus
Molecular function (GO): glucuronosyltransferase activity
Source: RefSeq, a predicted model, not a curated record